Messenger RNA from Oppiella nova, 473 nucleotides. The record is from the annotation of a GenBank genome assembly. Lineage: Eukaryota; Metazoa; Arthropoda; Arachnida; Sarcoptiformes; Oppiidae.
AGCGAGUUCUUGCAUAACGUACUGACCCGCCAGUGGACGCUCAGCACUAGUCAAACGCCGCACACCCAGCAGACACAGGUGCCGGACCCUAAUUAUCCCAGUUUUAGUGAGAAAUUGUGUCCGGGAGGCGGUUUCGGGCCGGUAUCUGACACGGGAUAUGGCGUCUCCUACAUGUUCCCAAACAACAAUCGCAUGUUUUUUCACAUCUCAUCCAAGAAGUCGUGUCCGACAACCGAUUCCUCACGUUUCGCUAAUUAUCUCAAUGACUGCGCGCAACAAAUCCGGACUCUGUUUGACAGCUAAUUGUGAUAUUCAAACAAAAAACGGCUAAACCUUCGACUCCUGGACUAUAUAUAUAUUCUGGGCUCACAUGUAGGGCUCAUUCGGUGCUCUCCUUAUUUAAAACUAUAAAUUAUUUAAUUCCUAAUAUAUUUUUUUGUAUAAUUAAUAAUAAAAUUAUUUAAUUCAAAAUA